Aspergillus terreus NIH2624 is the source of this 915-nucleotide messenger RNA. RefSeq lists its product as uncharacterized. The coding region runs from base 1 to 915 and encodes 304 amino acids. Lineage: Eukaryota; Fungi; Ascomycota; Eurotiomycetes; Eurotiales; Aspergillaceae. The transcript is spliced from 3 exons. Gene Ontology annotation, molecular function: ubiquitin protein ligase activity; zinc ion binding. The record is from RefSeq and is a predicted model, not a curated record.
AUGCCCCGUCCGCAGCCUCGCAGUCUCCGUGCUGCAUCAACAGCAUCGAAGAGAAAGCACGAAGAUGAUGAUCGCAAUCCCUCAACGCCUCCAAAGCGAGCCCGUCGCAAGUCCACGACCCAGCCUAAUGUCCCUUUAUCCUCAGCCGAAGUGGUCAAUCUGACUGGCAGCUCCCCCGUCGCUACCCCGGUGAAGAAGAAUUCGCGCGUCAGUCAGGAUGAGAAUGAGAAUGAUGAUGAGUACUGGCGGAAUGCGACCCCUGAGCGUCGCGAGCGGCGGUUUCGCGCGCGCCCGCCCCGUUCAUAUCUUGAACGGCUGCAGCGUGCGAGGACACAGCGGAUGUACGUUGUUGGACACACCGUCACUGACGUUGAAGGCGUCCCGAAGAUGGAGUUUGAUAUCGUGGGGACGACUGGAAACAUCUACAAGACCACGAUUGGGAAGGUGCCGUUCUGCAAUUGCCCCGACGGCCGCAAAGGGAACCAGUGCAAGCAUAUUUGCUAUGUACCAACUGGCUCUCCUGUCCAGCGUAAGCUGCCCCAACAAACCCGGCCCGACUGGCUACCCACAGAACUCACCGCAAUACAGGAACUCCGCGACAUCCUCGAACACUCCUCCCUCACCCGCGAAGGACAACCCCAAGCCGACGACAACCAGGGCAAGCGCAGGCCCAUCGAAGGCGACUGUCCGAUCUGCUUCAUGGAAUUCGAGCCCGAGAAGGAAGAAAUCGUCUGGUGCCGCGCAGCAUGCGGGAAUAAUAUCCACAAAACAUGUUUCCAGCAGUGGGCUUUUACGCAGCGCGCGCAGGGCGUGCGAUGCGUUCUCUGGUAUGACCCCGUGUCACCGCGUAUGGAAAUAAAUACUGACGUGAUGAUUCUAGCCGCACGGCUUGGCAGUCGGACAGCAGCGACCUGA